This is a messenger RNA of Humulus lupulus (European hop), 2597 nucleotides long. RefSeq lists its product as uncharacterized. NCBI's taxonomy places the organism in Eukaryota, Viridiplantae, Streptophyta, Magnoliopsida, Rosales, Cannabaceae. The transcript has 2 exons. Bases 1445 to 2197 code for a protein of 250 amino acids. The record is from RefSeq and is a predicted model, not a curated record.
UAAUGCACCUACUAAUAUUUUUUCUUUUCUUGACAAAGUGGGAGUAAUUUAAUUGGUGUCCUUAAAUUUGUCCUUGAUGUGGCUAUAUGCUGAGUGCUGAGUUUCAUCUCAUAUAAGUAAGCAAGGGACUAUUUUUCAUGUCUGCCCAUCUUUCUUUUUGGUUUUAUAAACUUAUAAUCUACUGCUUCUGAGGAUAGUAGGUUGCAUUGCACAUCCUUCAAAUGUGGGAGGACAAAACAAUGGGCUGGGAUAUUAUGAUUAUGUAGUUAGUUUUGUUGCUGUUAUCAUCAUCAUCACCACCAUCAUCUGAUUCAGUUUUCCUGGCUGGUUUUGUAGUGACAUGUUUUUCUUGGUUUACAAGAAGAAAAACUGUAUAUUUGGCUAUUUUUUUAAGAUUUGGGUUUAGGUUUCUUGAUUUAUGUUUAAAAAGGUUUACAGGUGGGAGGUAAGGACCAGCUUUUACAGAAGCAUGACAGCACAAAUUUUUUUGCUGUACUCUAGGAUUUUGUGUAUAAGCUAGACAAUGAAUCUUGAAAAUUUGGUGUGCAGUUCAGUGAUAUGAAUGAGAACAUAUUUGCUUGAUUUUUUUAUUCUUUUUAGUGGAUUACACUACAUUUUCCUAAAUAACUUUAGUUGGUUUGAGGCUCUAAUGGGGUUACUGGCAUGUUUUGGUUGAUAAGAAAGACCUUAGAGUCCUGCAUGGAAGACUCUUUCAAUUGUCACACAAUUAAAAAAAAAUCUUUGUUGAAAUUUCAUUUCUUGUUGUUCUCUUCAAGAGGCUUGCCGAUGAAGGAUCAAAGGUGGUUUUUUUUUUUUUGAAAGAUUGAACUUGGAAUGAGAAUAUGCAUAAUGUAUGAUUGAAUACAAUUUUGAAUGAUUGCGUGAAUUAGGAAUUCAGAAUAAUAAAGUUUGUGCUCGUCUAUGGUGAUUUUUAUGCUCCUCUAGUUUUACUUGAUAUGUAGAUUAUUAUGAAGAUUGUGUAAAUAUUUUGUAUUAAUUAGAAUCAGUUUUUUAGGGGAACAAUGAUAUGUAAACGUUCCUGAUUUUCAGAGAUUGUAUAGUUGUAUUAUGCCUAUUAAUGGGCAUUUGUCCUCAUAAAAAAAUACGAAUGAUUUUUCUCCAAAACCACAUGGUAUCAGAGCUUACCCAGUGGUAAUCUCUUCGAUCAAGCUUGGGUUGCCUCUUCCGGCGCCGGUAGCUUCAGUUUAAGCUGGUUGGAGUGUUGGUUGCUUCUCCGGCACUGAUAGCCCCUGUUCUUGGUGAAGUCGCAUAUCUCUAGCAAAAUCAAGCCAUUCAGCCAAGUCACCGCAUCCAGCCCAGUUGCAAGCCUCAGGCCCAGCUACUGUCUCCAGCCCAAUCGAUAUUAUCCAAGCCCAGUCGCCGAUCUCCUUAGCACAGUUGCACCCUUCAAUCUCCAAAUUUCCAGUAAGUGUUUACUUUCAGAAUGUCGGCAGAAAAAGGUUCCGAAGGUUCCUCUUAUCCCUUCUCUCUCACUCAUUCAAUUAUUACAACGGGAUCCUCCUCUCACAACGAGGCAAUAUAUCUAGUCACCAGCCACAAAUUGAACGGUCAUAAUUACCUACAAUGGUCCCAGUCGGUAAUGAUGUACAUUGGAGGAAAAGGAAAAAAAGACUAUCUUACAGGAGGGAUUGAAAUUCCCAAAGUCGAUGAUCCUACGUAUAAAUCCUGGAAGGCGGAUAAUCACAUGAUUAAAUCAUGGCUGAUCAACUCUAUGAAUAAUGAUAUAGGAGAAAAUUUUCUUCUAUAUUCUACAGCCAAAGAACUUUGGGAUGCGGUUAAAGACUCCUAUUCAAGGUCAGAAAAUACAUCAGAGUUAUUUGAGAUUGAAGUUGCGCUUUAUGAUCUUCGUCAGGAAGAUAACUCGGUCACACAGUAUUUCAACGCACUCACUCAUUAUUGGCAACAGUUGGACAUGUUCGAGACCUAUUCUUGGAAGUGUGCUGAAGACACUACACUAUACCGGAGUAUAGUGGAUAAAAAGCGAACUUUCAAGUUUCUUCAUGGCCUCAAUAAGGAUCUUGAUGCUGUCCAGAGUAGAAUUAUGAGUAUGAAACCUCUUCCCAAAGUCAAAGAAGCCUUCUCAGAGGUUAGGCAGGUUAGGCAUGAAGAAAGUAGGAAAAAGGUCAUGAUGGGUUCUCCUCAACCCAACCAGGAAUCCUCUGCUCUUGUUGUCUAGGGAUGAUUUCAGGGUGCCAACCAAGACAUUCGACAACAAAGGGGACGUCCUUGGUGUGAAUUAUGUCGUAAGCUUGGCCAUUUUAAAGAAACAUGUUGGAAACUUCAUGGGAAACCUGCUGAUUGGAAGCCCAAGUCAUGGAAAGAUAAGGACAAGGAGAGUCAUGGAAAUGCCUCUGCUAUCACCGAUCCCAGAGGUAAAGAGAAUGGGUCAGAUUCAUCACCUUUCACUAAAGAGCAGUUGGAGGUACUCCAGAAACUCUUAAGCAAAUCGCAAACAACUUCAGAGUCGAAUGAUAAUGGUACAGGGUUGUUGGCAAUGAAAGGAAUUGGAUUCGGGGAAGAUGAUUGGCAGUGCUAAGAUGUGCUCUGGACUCUAUAUCCUUCAAGAUGACUCUCCA